UUUGCAUGUUAUCUAGGAUUGCGAAAAAUGCAUUAUGUUAUUUGGAAAAAAAAAUUUAUCAAUACAUAUUAGCCUUAAAGUAGCUUUAUAAUUGGGUGAACGACUUCUAGAGGGCAGCGAUUUUAUUUCUUUAAAGUAAUCGAAACUUUUUAUCAUGUCUAUGAUCUGCAUAUUCACGGCCAAAAGGGAUAACCUAUUUGUAUCAAUUUGUAUUUGGAUGUAUGUGUGUGUGGUGUGUGUGCGCGCGCGCGCGUGUGUGGGUGUGUGUGGUUGUAUGACCCCCUGGAAUGUGGUAAUCAAAAGCGAUCAUUGACAACUGUCAAAUACAUGAAUAUUGAAAUGUCAAUCUCUUUGAGAGAGAACAACAAUAUGAUGAUGCAUGUCAAUCAUGAAAAGAUGGACUAUGUGAAGUGAAAGUUUUCUUUCUACGCUCAACGCUUGUGCAGCUCCGUUUUAAUCAUAGGGCGUAUAGGCGUAUAGUAAUCUAAAUCUAUGAAUUUAGGCGUAUUCAACAGAGUUAAUCUCAAGGAUUCCCAAGGAGGAAUGUAUUCAGAAUGGGCUUCACUGAGCACUCUGAUCCAGCAAGGCUCGGAGGAAAGCCAAAGUGUACUAGAAAAAUUUCCUCCUGGCGCAGGCAAAGAAGUCGCUUUGUCCAUAGUACGUCAACUUGCCGCAAAUCUUGGUAUCACACAAAUCGGAGAGCCUAGUCCGCUCUCUACUGAUAAAGAGGUUCAAUGGUGCAUGGAAGUGAUAUGUUUCGGAUUGUCACUACCAUUAGCUGAGCAUGAUACCGUCAGAGAUUGUGUGAACAUAUAUUGCGAAUGGCUGUCCGCUUUAUACUCUACACCAAAGAUUUCUGUCCCCAGACCAAUCAUAGACGAUUCAAACUUUUAUGCCAGAAAAAUCAUAAGCCAUUUUCACAAUUUAUUUGUUCCAAGAAAAGGAGAAGUCUGGCCAUUUUUAUAUCAGGAUUUAGGUGCAGACACGAUCAAUCGACAAGCUGUCCUGUGUCAUCGAGUACUUAGGACAUUGCAACAAAUCGCGAGAGGUCCGGCAACUUUGGAAAGAGAAACGUGGGAAAGUUUAUUAUUAUUUCUCAUUGGUAUUAAUGAUGCGCUUCUGGCACCACCAGCGACUAGAGAAGAUGUCGGAGAACAGCUAUGCGAAAGAGUGCUGGGUGUAUUAUUAGAGGUAUGGUUAGUUUCUUGCGAACGCAGUUUUCCUUCACCUCCUUUAUGGCGUACAUUACGAGAAUCUUGUCUACGAUGGCGUCACAGAUUAGCUUUAGUAGAACAGUGGAAUCGCGUGUGUCUUGCUCUUACAGCGCGAUUGCUACAAAUCAUGUACGGACCAAUGUUUCCCGAAUUAAAAAUAAGCGAGGAAGAUACGCAAUUAGUUCCGCCUACUAUGUCGGAUGAAGCAGUGGCUCAAGCAUGGUAUAGAUUGCUGCGUACUAUCGGCGAUCCCGUAGAUCUAUGUAGACCCGCCGUUGUCUCGCAGACACAAGCGUUCCUGCAAUAUGCCAUCGCCAGUCCGAACGUCAUAGAUCCGUGCCAACAUCCGUGCUUGCAAAGUUUGCCGCAAAUAUUUUUAAAAGCCAUAAAAGGCAUAGCAGGUCAAGUCGAUGCUUUCCUCGGAGUUUCACAGGCAUGCUGCUGGGAAGAAUGUUGCGCGUCGACGAUUACAUCGGGGAAUAGCGGCGCCGGCAGCGGGGGUGUCGGAUGGGACAGGACGAGUGGCAAGGAUCAGCCACAGCCUUCCCCCACACCCCCAACUCAGCGAAGACUUGCCAAAAGUUUCAGUGUCACUCCUUCUGCAGUCACUAAGGGAAUCCCAAAAGCGUCGUUAAUCGGAUUAACUACAAGCCGUGUGUCUAGUACGCCGCCAAUGCUAAUAUCCAAUUCUGGACCAUCGUCUGCUUCGAGUACUGCAUCUAUGACAUCACUCGGUCAGGACAUCAGACCUCCUUUAGCUCCAGGACGUCCCAAGUGCAAUAGUAUAUUACAUCUUUUUGGCGAAUGGCUAUUCGAGGCGGCGUUUAUCGGUACCGACGGCUGGUCUCAAAGUUUACCACAACCUUCGGGUGCUUCAAAACGUCCAUCUUCGGUGCUCGUGGACGGGCCGAGUUCAUUACAGGAAACUGUUAGCGAUGUACCAGCGACUCUCUGUAUAGAUCGUUACGAGUCCGGAAGAGCCGAGGCUUUGGGCGCUCUGUGUAGAAUUUUUUGCGCCAAGAAAACUGGCGAGGAGAUCUUACCUGUGUAUCUGGCUAGAUUUUACCAGGCGAUGUAUCACGGUCUUAAAGUUGACGAGUCUCGUGAAUGUGGCGAAACACUAGCAAGCAUUCUGUUAAAUUCAGCUGACUUAUUUCGUCUCGAUCUGAACGGUAUACAAGUUUUGGUGCCGGCUGUAUUAUCCGCCCUGGAAGUGGUUCUACCGGAGAAAGACUUGAAGCUGAAAUCUAAUGUAGUAUCGAAGCCGGACUUGAGAAGGGCUUCGAUACAUCUAUUAAUAUCGAUGUUAACAUUGCCCCUGCAUUUUCAGAAUCUUGUCAUUAAAGAACUCCCGACAUUUCCCGGCACAAAUUCUUCCGAGAAAAUUCCUGCAACGUUUGUACAAUUAAAAUCGCGACUCAUGAAUCUGCUCAUAAACGCUUUGCAAGUGGAAACUGAUCCACAGAACACGCACAUGUUACUGGGGGCUCUUUUAUUAAGUGUACAAGAUUCUGCGGCAGCGGAAGAAGUCGAGCAGGUCACACAACCAGACGCAGUAGCUAAUGAUUCAACGACUAACUUGCUAUCUUCAGUCACCAGCGAUUCAGCCAGUCAAAUAAGUAUAUCCAGUGAUCAGCGAUCAAUUGGCGAUGCCUCUGAUAUUGCAACUCUUCAAGAGGAAUGUAUUGCAUUCGACUCCGCCCAUGCUCUUUUCGUACGAGCGACGUACUUGGUUUGUCAUCGCUUGAUCUCAUCAUGGAAGACUGACUUGAACAUUUCUCUGGCGGCUCUUGAGAUGCUGUCAGGAUUAGCACGCACACGCAUUCGCGAAACAGCGAGGAAACUCACAGAUGCUCUGGAAUGUAAGAGAGCGGUAAAAUGGUUGUGCGACUACAUUGCAUACCAAUGCUGGCGUCCACCUCCAGCACAUUCGAAGGAUCUCCAUUCUUCUAUCGUUGCAGCGUUCAAUUGUUUAACAACUUGGUUAACUGCUCAUCCGCAGUUGCUACAGGAUAAGGACUGUUUGACUACGGUAUUGGAAGUUGUCGAGCUUGGAGUAUCGGGCACUAAGAGUGUCGGGAAACCGGGAGAACCCAUUAAAAUGAAGGACGAGAAGGAAUUAAAACCUGCAUCUAUGCGUGUAAGAGACGCUGCUGAUGCGCUUCUUACUAUUCUGUUGGAACAGGUUGGCUAUUUUCCGAGCGCCUGCGGAGCGCAAUCGCUCUCAUCACUAUUGGACGAAGUAUCACUGCUUCGACACUGUAACAGUUGGACCGGCGGACGCGUGGCGCGACAAGCAGCUGUCGAAAGAUUUCGUUACUUCGUCUCCGAGAACGCGAUUGUGUUAGCUCUGCUGGAGGAGCCUCUAGGAAAUGAUCAAGAUCCUCAACCGACCGUGACCGUCUUGAUCCGCGGACCGUUCGGUAGACACGCGUGGACGAUGCAACUCCGUCAUUUACCACGUCAUCGAUCCAGCAUUAGGAGUAUAAACAACAACCCCGGACGACCCUUGCCGCUAGCUGAAGCUGCACCGCGAACGGACUAUAAGCCAAGAUUUUUCCCGGAUAACGUGGAUCGCAUCCCUCACUGUAAAGUGGAUGAAUCGAUACCAAGUCUCGAGGCAGUUAUGAGCGAUAACGAAGCGGUGCGAGACGAACAUCAAAUCCUGGCGCAGCUCUUAGAGCGUCAAAUAACACUCGAGUCGAAAUACGAUAAUGGUAAUGUGAAGUAUACAGAAGACAAAACCGACGAAUGUGUACCGCCCCAAGUUUGUCACGAAUUUCAAACGGCUCGUUUAUUCCUGAGCCAUUUCGGCUUCUUAAAUAUGGAACCUAAGGAGAACGAAGAAUCUAGAAACAGCGGGCUCAUCGCUCUAGAUCCGACUAUUCCCGGUUUCUGUAUGGAUUUAGAAACACUGGACGGUAUCAGUCCACGAACAUGCGAUACCGUUCAUAUUUUUUACGUAAAAGCAGGUCAAAAAACUGCCUCCGAAAUAUUAUCAAACGUGUUGCACGAAGAAAAUGUAUCACCAAACUUCUUGGAAUUCUUAAGCUCUCUCGGUUGGCCCGUUUCUGUAUCCGUUCAUGCGGGCUGGACGGGUCAUGUGUCCACUUCCUGGAGAGCAACGGCGCAAGUGAACGUACCACAACCAGCUCACAGUAAUCACGGCGGUGCGCUCUACAACGGUGAUACUCAUGUAAUGUAUUGGGCGGACGUGAGUUCGGAAAUUGCAUUUGUUGUGCCUACGCAAUCGUAUCUCAUAGCCAGCUCAGAUUCGCUGGAGGAGAGCAGUUAUAACAGCGAUAUCAGCAGUACAAGUGGACAAGCAUGGUUUGAGCGAAGUAUCAGUGAAAGCACGGAUACUCGGAACUGCAGCACAACACAAAACACAGCGCAGACUUCUAGAACGAUGUCACUCGAUUUGGAGAAGCAGCCAUCAAGUUUGUCGAAUGCGGGUCCAACUAAUUCCUCGAGUGCAGAUCCCAUCAGACCCAGACGAUCGACAAAACAAGCUCUACCAUCGCAAACCAAUACAAAAAUCAUGGUUGUGUGGUUGGAGAGUCUAGAAGAUCAUAUUCAGUUCCCAAUUGGCGACCUGCUUCCUUCCACUUAUACCGGGCUGGAACAAUCGAAGAUGCUGCAAGUUACUGAUGUACAAGUUAUCUUUCUUCAAGCCCUUGCUAACGGAUUGAUGAGGGUCAGAUUACAGGGACCGGUGUCUAGAAUCAAUUUAGCAACACCUUUAAUCGACGGUAUGGUAGUGUCAAGAAGAGUCCUGGGGACUCUGGUUAGGCAAACGGCUCUUAAUAUGGGACGUAGAAAAAGGCUCGACAAUGACAGUUAUCAUCCACCGCACGUACGAAGACGUUUAAAAAUCCAAGAGAUGGUACAAAAAUAUAAAAGAAAUUUAACAGAUCCAGAAUUAUUAACACUUUUGUUCAGCAGCACUCAAACUUAUUAAAUGUAAUAGAACUUUAUAAAAGUCUCAUACGAAUUUCAGUUCGGGACAGUCGAACCUAAUCUUUGUUGCAAAAAUUAAUUCUUCAAGAAUUCAGAACAAAUCGUUCUUAUAUUUCUGUAUUAUUUACACAAAUCAUUCUAAAUGCAAAAUUAUUAUCUAGCAAAAGAUAAUGUUUAUUAUAGAAAAAUGUAAAUUAACUUUUCGUUCGCUACUCUUUUCACUUUUAUUACAAAUUUUUAAUUAAAUAAAACAUUAACUUUACAUUAUCAGAAAAGUUUACAUUAUCAAUAAUCGCUUCUCCGUCUUACUGAAAUGCUUUAAAUAAAAUGGAGAAAAGUUUACAUUUUCUAUUCUAUCGUUUUUAGCAAUCUUUGUAUCAACUUCAUCUCUCAUUAUCAUCAUUAUACAAAACACAGAGGUACAAAUUAGAAUCCUUUCAACAAUUGAAGAAUUUUAAUCAAAGGUUUUUCGUUGACUUCUGUAUAUAUUACUUUUUUAGAAUAUAUUUCAAAUUAUAUUUAGCUAACAACCUAUAAUUUAGGCGUCACUAAAAAAAAAGUGACAAAACUGAAUCAAUUUUCUAGAAAAAUAUAUUUAUUAUAAUUUUUAAUAUGCGCAUUAAAUUUUGUAUUUUAAAUAUUAUUUUGUUACUUGUAAAAUUAGUAUUGUAGAUAGCACUGUAAAA
Molecule: messenger RNA, 5860 nt
Organism: Linepithema humile (Argentine ant)
Lineage: Eukaryota; Metazoa; Arthropoda; Insecta; Hymenoptera; Formicidae
Product: ral GTPase-activating protein subunit beta
Biological process (GO): activation of GTPase activity; regulation of small GTPase mediated signal transduction
Molecular function (GO): GTPase activator activity
Source: RefSeq, a predicted model, not a curated record